Molecule: messenger RNA, 1207 nt
Organism: Cucurbita moschata (crookneck pumpkin)
Lineage: Eukaryota; Viridiplantae; Streptophyta; Magnoliopsida; Cucurbitales; Cucurbitaceae
Product: transcription factor MYB46-like
Exons: 2
Coding region: 39-932 (297 amino acids)
Source: RefSeq, a predicted model, not a curated record
UCCACACAGAUCCACAUCAACCCACUUCCAAUCACAUAAUGAGGAAGCCCGACGCUGCUGCUCCCGGCGGAGGAUGCGGCGGAGGUGGACCACCUGCUGCCACCAAGCUCAGAAAAGGGCUAUGGUCGCCGGAGGAAGACGACAAGUUACGAACCUACAUGCUCAAUAACGGCCAAGGCUGCUGGAGCGAUGUGGCUCGUAAUGCUGGCCUUCAGCGCUGUGGCAAGAGCUGCCGCCUCCGUUGGAUCAAUUACUUAAGGCCUGAUCUCAAGCGCGGCGCCUUCUCCCCCCAAGAAGAAGACCUCGUCAUCCACUUGCAUUCUCUUCUUGGCAACAGAUGGUCUCAGAUUGCGGCGCGAUUACCGGGAAGAACGGAUAACGAAAUUAAGAAUUUUUGGAACUCGACUAUUAAAAAGAGGCUUAAGAAUUUGUCCUCCACGCCGUCGCCGAAUACCAGCUCCGACUCUCACUCCGGCGACUCAAAAUCCAAUCUUUUUGCCACCUUCGUAUUAGGUCAAGAUCAACAACAACAACAAAACUCAAUUGACUUUCCGAUCUUCGCUGCCGAUCCAUCACCUUCCGUUAUCGCCCUCGACUCUUUCCCUCUUCUCUCCACCACCCACGGCGUACCAUUCUUCCCCACCGGUGGCGUCGAGAUGGGAUUCUAUCGAGAAGACGAUAGCUUCUUUAAUCUCCCUCUUUUGCAAAGCGUUAACACAACCACGACCACCGCCACCGCCACCGCAGCCACCGGUGGAGAAACUAAACAUAGUAAUUACUUAAUUAACAAUAAUCCAAAGAUGGAAAGUAUGAAUGGUGGGGUUGGAGCAAAUUUUAUUCACGAGGAGUUUUCAAUGGGCGAAUGGGAGUUGGAGGAUUUGAUGAAAGACGUUCCUUCUUCUUUCCCAUGUUUGAAUUUUCAAGUUCAAUAACAAUUUUAAAUCAUAAUUUCUAGACUGUUUUGUUCUUCAUUGGUGACCCUUCAAAGGCACUCCAUUCAAGAAACAAUAAUGUAAUGUACAGAAACAUAUACAUACAUUAAUAUAGUUUGUGAUACUCAUAUGAUAUGAUAUGAUAUCAAGCCAUAAAUUAAUGAGUAUUAGGUUAAGAAAAUUGAAGAACAAUGGGUAUCUAUUCUAUUAAUGGUGUUUAAUGAUCACUAAGUUGAGAGAUGAAUCUCUCGCCCACUAAGGGAAUUUGAAAUGGA